CCACAUGAUGCUGCAAUUGAAAAUGCAGUGAGAGGUCUUCUCAGCUGCAUCCAAAACUGUAAAAAAUCCAAUGCGGAGAGGCCUAGCAGUUCUCUAAGGCCCAUGGAAUCUCCUGGAACUAGCAGUUCCGUCAACAACCCUGUUCAUCGGGAAAUGCAAAGAUCUUUUCCAGCAAUAUAUGCUGGAAGCCGUAAAAGAAAGGCACCUGAACCUCCAAGAUCAACUUCUAAAGUAAUAGAACUCCAGUUCUGCCUGCAGCCAGAGAACUCCGAUAGGACACCAAAAGACGAAACCAUGCUCCUGCAAGCGGGCUUAGGAAGGAGAACUGUACAUGUUAAUGACGAUGCUGAUCACACUGAGAUAACCAGAGUUCUGCUUGAGGAAUACCCUAAAUUGAGAAAUUUGCGUGGCGGUUGGCUUCUCCAAAAAGCUGCAGGAGGCAGUGGACAAAGGAAGACUACUCCACUGGUCCAUGGUUCCCAGGGCUACACAGCAAAAAUAUUGAAGUCCUCCUCAAACAAUGGAAAGAACAUCAUCUAUAUUGUCCCCCUUCAAGAAAAGAUCGACACAACCCCCUUGCCAUAUGAUUCACCGGAGUUUCAGAAUAUGCCAAAAAAUGACUGCAUGACCUGUGGCACAUCAGUUCCUCUUCAGUUGCUGCCUUUCCACAUUGAAUCCUGUCAGUGUCAUGAUAAUAAUUUUGAACUUGUGGCAGAAGAGGAGAAAGACCAGGAACCAGAUGUUAUUUGUGUGGAUUCUUGCCCAAUAUGUGGAGAGCAAUUUGCUGCUGAGGCGAUGGCCCUCCAUGCAAGUUCAUGUGGGGAAAGUUUUCCUCUGAAUUCCAUAAUGGCGGCUGCAUCUGAAAACAGCACUUCAGCACCAGAGGUUUCCACAAGCAGUGUCACUGAAAGCAGCCUUGCUAGCCCAUCCAGUUAUGGGUACUUAACACCUGGCACAUCACAAACCUCAGGGCCAGUACCUGCAAUAUCUGACGCCUGGAAGAGGGUUGAAGUUCCAGAGAGGGCAGCGAUACUAUACAGAAGGCAUUUGCUUCAGGAAAAAGAGGAUGAACCAACACUGAAAGUAAGAACUGACAUGAGAGAGGACGUUGAAGAUCAGGAGGGAAGACUAAUCAGCUUUUACAAGGUUUAUAAAGUAGAUUGGGCCAGACCACUCCAUUGCAGAUUGGAAGGUAACUACAUUUUACAAAUAUAUUGUACCUAAAGUAAUAUGUAGUUGCUUCAAUUGACAAGUAACAAUAGUAUUUGUUUUAUAGGUGAUGUAGCAACUGGAG
This is a messenger RNA of Sander lucioperca (pikeperch), 1294 nucleotides long. RefSeq lists its product as uncharacterized. The transcript is spliced from 8 exons. The coding region runs from base 103 to 1224 and encodes 373 amino acids. The record is from RefSeq and is a predicted model, not a curated record. Lineage: Eukaryota; Metazoa; Chordata; Actinopteri; Perciformes; Percidae.